Ambispora gerdemannii is the source of this 685-nucleotide messenger RNA. Lineage: Eukaryota; Fungi; Glomeromycota; Glomeromycetes; Archaeosporales; Ambisporaceae. The record is from the annotation of a GenBank genome assembly.
AUGAAAUCAUCACUACUUGGAUAUCUAUUAUUUGCGAUUUUGUCCGUUAUACAUGUAUUUGAAAUUGCAAUCGCAUUUCCAUCACCAGUGAAGUUAGUGACACGAAGCAGCACUGUUGUAAGACGCGGGUUAAAUGGUAUUAAAACAGUCGGUAAAAAUGUUCAGUGGCUUGCACAAGUCUCUUUUGGAACACCAGCACAACAAUUUGAACUAUUAAUUGACACUGGAUCCUCGAACAUUCUCGUUACCACAACGGAUUGUGAUCCAGGAUGUCGCACACAAUCAACCAAGUUUUUUGAUACUAAACAAUCAACCACUUAUGAUCGUGUCAGUAAGGGUUCAUAUAGUAUUUAUUCUGUUCGCUGUCUUGUAUAUGAUUUGGCUGUGGAUGUUAUUACAUUGGGUGAACUUAGAAUUAGACAACAAAAUUCCGAUCUUUCAUUCGACGGUAUUUUGGGUCUUGGUUUCGAUAAAAUUACACAACCUACAAAUUUUGGUGUUGAGACUGUUCUUACUACAAUGUUCAAACAAAAGUUGGCAAGUAUUUAUCAUCCAUAUCAAGAACUAGGUGGCGGAGCAAUUUUAGAUGAUAUAUACGUCGAUGAUAUAGACUUGGAAGUCGGCGGUCCAUUUAUUUUCGAUACCGGUGCAACUUACAUAUUUGCACCUUGUUCAAUAGUCGAGC